Molecule: messenger RNA, 1792 nt
Organism: Neurospora tetrasperma FGSC 2508
Lineage: Eukaryota; Fungi; Ascomycota; Sordariomycetes; Sordariales; Sordariaceae
Exons: 1
Coding region: 14-1792 (592 amino acids)
Biological process (GO): protein polyubiquitination; protein folding; protein peptidyl-prolyl isomerization
Cellular component (GO): catalytic step 2 spliceosome
Molecular function (GO): ubiquitin-ubiquitin ligase activity; peptidyl-prolyl cis-trans isomerase activity
Source: RefSeq, a predicted model, not a curated record
CCGGCUCGACAAGAUGGGCAAAGGAACAGAUAAACUAUACAUCACCCACUCCGAGUGGUCGUCCUCGGACGCGUACGGCGCCAGUACCGGCGCCAAUGCCGGUGCGCGUGCCCAGCGGCGCGGUGCCAACUUCAAGAAACUUCCCUUCAACUUCUGCGCCGCUAGUCUCCAACCCUUCAAGAACCCCGUCUGCACCCCCGACGGCACCAUCUUCGACGUCGAAGUCAUCGGCUCAUGGCUCGAAAAACACAAGACGAAUCCCGUCACCGGCGAGCCGCUCUCCGCCAAGGAUCUGAUCAAGCUCAACUUUGCCCGCAAUGGCGACACCACCGACUCGGACGAGAACAAGGGCGACCUGAUCGAUCCCGUCACCUUCAAGGUCUUCACCGACAACACCCACAUUGUCGCCAUUCGCCAUGGCUCUUACGCGAACGUCUUUGCCUGGGAAACUGUCGAGCGCAUGAACAUCAAGCCCAAGAUGUGGCGCGACCUAGUCGACGAUGAAGAGUUCGGCCGCAGGGACAUCAUCACCCUCCAAGAUCCCCAGAACGUCUCCGCCAGCCGCGACCUCAGCCAGUUCAAAUACCUCCAAGACGGCCAGGACGCCAUUCUCACCAAAGAACAGGAAGAAGAGCGCAAGGGCGGCAGCGUCAACAUCGAAGCCCUCGGCCGCGUAGGCGAGAAGGUGCUCCGCGCCAAGGAAGCCGUCGAGCGCGCCCGCGCAGCCCGACAAGCCGGCGGCGCCGACGUCAACCGUCUCACCCAAGCCCUUACCACCACUUCCACCAACAAUAACAAAACAGCCAUCGCCCGCGGCCAAUCCCUAAUCCAAGAGCGCAAACGCCCCGCCAACGCAGCGACCUACACAACCGGCCUAACCGCCGCAUCCUUCACCUCGACCGGUCUGACCCCCUCCACCUCCGGCUCCCUCGCCCUCUUAUCCGACGAGCAAUACCUCCUCAAACCCUCCCACCGCAUCAAGAACAAAGGCUACGUCCGCAUGGAAACCAAUCUGGGCCCGCUCACCCUCGAAUUCCUCCCCGAAUUCGCCCCCAAAGCCGUCUGGAACUUCCUCCGCCUCUCUGAAAAGGGCUACUACCGCGACGUCGCCUUCCACCGUUCCAUCCGCAACUUUAUGAUCCAGGGCGGCGACCCCUCCGGCACCGGCCGGGGCGGUAGUUCCAUCUGGGGCAAGAAUUUCGAGGAUGAAUUCGAAGGGCCCAACACGCAUUCCGCCCGCGGAAUCGUAUCCAUGGCCAACAAGGGCAAAAACACAAACUCGUCCCAGUUCUUCAUCACCUACCGCCCCGCCUCCCACCUGGACAGGAAACACACCAUCUUUGCCAAAGUGAUCGAGGGGCAAGACACGACGCUGACGGCCAUGGAGAAUGUGGCUACCGAUGGAUCGGAUCGACCGUUGAACAAAAUUGUGAUUAAGGAUAUAAUCAUCCUAAUUGAUCCGUUUGCGGAGUGGAUGAAGGAGAAGAAAGAGAAGGAAGGGGAGGAGGAAAGGAAACGGGAGGUGGCGAGACAGGGAGGCACAGAGGAUGAUCGGACAACGUGGACGGGGAAGAGGAUAAGAGCUGAUGGGACAAUGGAGGGACAAGGGAUGGGAGAAGGGGGAGGGGGACCCAAAGUGGGCAAGUAUCUGGAUGUGGGGGCUGUGAAGAAGGCUGCUACGACGACAACGACAACGACGAGGAAAGCAGAAGAGGAAGAGGUUGAUACGUGGGAAGAACCCGUGAGGAAAAAGGCCAAGAUGGGAGGGUUUGGGAAUUUCGAUGGAUGGUGA